Rhagoletis zephyria (snowberry fruit fly) is the source of this 649-nucleotide messenger RNA. Its product is annotated as tubulin beta chain-like. NCBI's taxonomy places the organism in Eukaryota, Metazoa, Arthropoda, Insecta, Diptera, Tephritidae. The record is from RefSeq and is a predicted model, not a curated record. Gene Ontology annotation, molecular function: GTPase activity; structural constituent of cytoskeleton; GTP binding. Gene Ontology annotation, cellular component: microtubule. Gene Ontology annotation, biological process: microtubule-based process.
AUCUCAUUAUUGAAAUUAUGCUGCUACUCUUUUUUUAGGUCGGAUGUCGAUGAAGGAGGUCGAUACGCAAAUGUUAAACGUACAAAGCAAGAACAGCAGCUACUUUGUUGAAUGGAUACCGAAUAAUGUAAAGGUGGCCGUUUGUGAUAUACCACCACGUGGCCUCAAAAUGUCCGCCACAUUCAUCGGAAAUAGCACAGCCAUACAGGAGAUCUUCAAGCGUAUAGCGGAGCAAUUUACAGCCAUGUUCCGGCGCAAGGCGUUCCUGCAUUGGUACACCGGUGAGGGCAUGGACGAAAUGGAAUUUACCGAAGCUGAAUCGAAUAUGCACGAUUUGAUUUCGGAAUAUCAACAGUAUCAGGAGGCUGUCGUCGAUGACGAUGUCGAAUUCGAUGACGAACACAACGCAUACGAAGAAAAUUCCAUACAAAAUGGUGGCAUGUAGUGAGUCACGAGGAGAAAUUGCCACGUGUCGAUAGCCAAUUCGCCUAUUAGUAGAGUAUUAACUACAUAUUUCUGCUGUGGUUCAUUCAAAAAUUCAGCUUGAAUAUAAAGAUUUGUUAAGCCGGAAGCUUGUAGAAUAAAAAAGAAAAUUAAAAAUAAAAUUGAAAUGUUUUUUACAAGAAAAAAAUUAAAAAUACAUAUCAAC